Molecule: messenger RNA, 1233 nt
Organism: Dovyalis caffra
Lineage: Eukaryota; Viridiplantae; Streptophyta; Magnoliopsida; Malpighiales; Salicaceae
Source: the annotation of a GenBank genome assembly
AUGCCGUUCUACUCGCGAGGAGACGAUGAUCAGGUCGACGAUUUCGAUGAGUACGAUCCAACCCCAUACAGUGGCGGAUACGACAUUGUCUUAACGUAUGGUCGCCCACUCCCACCUUCCGAUGAGACCUGCUAUCCAGCCAGCUCAGCCGGUGAGAUCGACUAUGAUCGCCCCAAUUACUCCUCUUAUUCCGAGCCAUCUGCUUACGCUGAUGAAGCUCUUGAAACCGAAUACAGCAGCUAUGCUCGUCCCAAGCCCCGACCUGGAUCAACAUCCGGAUCCACUUAUGGUGGACCUCAACCGGCUUAUGGAUUCCAGCCUGGAAUGAAUAGGCCCGGAUCGGAGUAUGGGUCUGGUGGGUAUGAGAAGCCGGCCAGUGAGGAGUAUGGGUCGGGUUAUGGUAAGAGACCCGAAUCUGAAUAUGGGUCUGGUGGGUAUGGCAAGCCUCAAAGUGACGAAUAUGGAUCGGGGUAUGGACGGAGACCAGAGACCGAAUAUGGUUCUGGUGGCUAUGAGAAGCCUAGCGAGUAUGGGAGGCGACCCGAGCCGGAAUAUGGAUCUGGCUAUGAGAAGCCGAGCGAGUAUGGGUCUGGUUAUGGACGGAGACCAGAGACCGAAUAUGGGUCUGGUGGCUAUGAGAAGCCUAGCGAGUAUGGGAGGCGACCCGAGCCCGAGUAUGGAUCUGGCUAUGAGAAGCCGAGCGAGUAUGGGUCUGGUUAUGGACGCAAACAAGAAUCGGAGUACGGGUCUGGGUAUGAGAGGCCACAGAGUGAGGAAUACGGAUCUGGUUAUGGAAGGAGACCUGAAUCUGGACAUGAGAAGCCAAGUGAGUAUGGGUCUGUUUAUGGGAAGAAAUCCGAAUACGGGUCUGGAUAUGAGAAUCCAAGUGAGUAUGGGUCGGAUUAUAGGAAAUCCGGAUCUGAAUACGGGUCUGGGUAUGAGAAACCCAGCGAAUAUGGAGGAAGGACUGAGGGAUCUGGGUAUGGAAGGAGGCCAGCGUCUGAAUACGAGGGAGGUGGGUCGGAAUAUGGGUCUGGGUAUGAGAGGAAGCAGAGUUAUGGCGAAGAGGGAGAAGGGUAUGGAGGAAGGAGCCGAUAUGAGAAGCCAAGUUAUGGGAGACAAGAGGGGGAGAAGAGUAUCGUGAAGGUGGGAGAUGACAAUUCUGAUGAUGAGGAGAAGAAGCAUCACCGUUACAAGCAGCGCCACCACAGGAAGAACUACGAUGACGAGUGA